AUGGGUCUUAAUGUUUAUUUAUCUUUUAAUGGAAAUUGUGAAGAAGCAAUGAAUUUCUAUAAAAAUAUUAUUAACGCACAAAUUGAAUCUAUACAGUAUUAUGAUGGUAUAUCAUGUGUUAAAUUUAGUGAAUCCUACAAAAGUAAAAUAGCUCACGGUGUUAUGUUUAUUAAUGGAACAAAAUUAAUGUGUGCAGAUGUGUGUGAGGAUAAGAAUUUAAAUGUUGGGAAUAAUUUUUCAUUGGCAUUAGAUUUUAAAAAUGUUGAAGAUAUGCAACGUAUGUUUGAUGCAUUAUCUACAAAUGAAGGAAAAAUAACUAUGCCAAUACAAGAUACAUUUUGGAAUGCAAAGUUUGGUAUGUGCACCGAUAAAUUUGGAAUUAAUUGGAUGUUUAAUUAUUGUAAGUCCCAAGCUUAA
Didymodactylos carnosus is the source of this 417-nucleotide messenger RNA. The record is from the annotation of a GenBank genome assembly. NCBI's taxonomy places the organism in Eukaryota, Metazoa, Rotifera, Eurotatoria, Philodinida, Philodinidae.